This is a messenger RNA of Pleuronectes platessa (European plaice), 1781 nucleotides long. Its product is annotated as B-cell receptor CD22. The record is from RefSeq and is a predicted model, not a curated record. The transcript has 12 exons. Bases 110 to 1363 code for a protein of 417 amino acids. NCBI's taxonomy places the organism in Eukaryota, Metazoa, Chordata, Actinopteri, Pleuronectiformes, Pleuronectidae.
CACUUCAACACAAACAGAAGUUCUGUGACCUCUUCCUCUUUUUAAAUAUUCUCUCCUCUUCCGCAGCAAACGCACACACAGAGCUGCUCAUCAUCACUCGACAGCUGAGAUGGGUGUUUGUGUGACGGAGGUCGGUUUGCUCCUCGCUGUGAUGCAAGGCGUCUUCAGUAAAACCUGGGUUCUGACGGCGCCUCUGAGAAUCGUGAGCAUCACUAACUCCUGUGUCACGGUCCCAUGUCACUUCGAGGUCCCUGACAAGCAGGAGGCGAACAUCCUGAACUGCUCCAACAGCGCCCUCUGGAGGAGGGGGACACAUUUUGAUCAAAAGACCGUACAGGGAGAAAUAAUCGGCGACUUAACGAAGAAGAACUGCACCACGGUGAUGAGGUUCUCAAACAUCCACAACGACUUGUACUUCUUCAGACUCGAAUGUCCGGAGGUCAAAUACACUUUCCUAAAUGGAGUCAACAUCAGCAUUCAAACAGAGCCGUCUCCUCCUCAGCUCAGCGUCGUGGGUCAGGCGUCAGAGGGAGGCCAGGCCCGGCUGCAGUGUGAGGCCCCGGUGUCCUGCUCCCUCCUGCCCCCCUCCCUCACCUGGUCCCCCCGGGACGCCUCCAGCCAGGAGGUGUCACACAUGCAGCAGCAGAGCACAGACGGGUCGGUGAUCAUGACGUCCACGCUGACCUUCAUGGCCUCGGCCGACCAUCACAACCAGAGCAUCCUCUGUUCUGCCUCCUACCCGCUGGCGAACGGGGGCAGCAGCUCGUCGGCCGCGACCAGUCGAAGCCUCAGCAUCCUGUGUGAGAGACUCAGUGAUGAUGCUCCUCGGUUCACCAGGGCAGCGAUCAGCCCGUCUGGACCGGUCUUCGAAGGGGAAACCGUGAUGUUGACAUGUUCGAGUGACGCCAACCCUCCAGUGACACGUUUCACCUGGUUCAGGGACGAACGAGGGAAGAUCAGAGCGAUUGCACCAGGACAGACUCUGGAUCUGCAGGUCAGCCUGUCGGACAGCGGGGCGUAUCUGUGUCAGGCUCAAUCUCCCAGAGGAUCCCAGAGGAGCACAUCUGUGUUUCUGGAGGUCGGCGCCACUCAAGCCGCAGGCCACAGUGAUGGUUUGGUGAUGCCCUACAUCGUGUGUGGAGUGGUGUCCGUCCUCUACAUCCUGACGGUCCUUGUCGAUUUGUACAAGUACCACAGUCUCUCCAGGCGGCUGAAGAAGAUUGAGCUGAAGGGGGAACACACCUACACUGAUCUGAAGUCCAACCGUGUCAACUCUGACUACGACCAACUCCAGCUGAAACCAAAGUCUCCUCCUGAAGUUCCCGAGUAUGAGAACAGCGUCUCCAUGAAGGUCACAGCCUAAGAUCCACCGCAGCCCGACGGGCGCUGAGAGGACGAGUUACUGCUUCUAUUAACGUGUUUUUAAAUUUAUGAAUGUACGUAUUUGUUAAGUGGCUUCAGAUUUAAAUCGGUUUUGUUUGUUUCUGCUGUAGAAUUAUGUUAUAAAGCUCUGAAGCUGUGAAUAAUGUCUCAUUCAUUUACCAUCUUCUCUGGUAUGUUUGACCGACUGCUCGUGUGAACUUGACCUUGAGAUAUUUUAUAAAGCAGAAUUCGUAUAGAAAACAAUAAGGAAGCUGUGCUGGUGUAGCCACACGCUGACCUCUGACCUUACAGGUAUGAUUCACCUCCAGAACAGUGUUUCUGCAGAUCAGGUUUACAAACUGAGCGAUGACGUUAACUGUCUUUUUCCAUCCGUUGAGAAAUAAAAACACGAAAGCUGA